GCGAAUAAGCAGCAUCAUGCCUGAACCAGCAAAGUCCGCGCCUAAGAAGGGCUCCAAGAAGGCCGUCACGAAGACUGCCGGUAAAGGAGGAAAGAAGCGCAAGAGGUCCAGGAAGGAGAGUUACGCUAUCUACGUCUACAAAGUCUUGAAGCAGGUUCAUCCUGACACCGGUAUCUCUUCCAAGGCGAUGGGCAUCAUGAACUCUUUCGUCAACGACAUCUUCGAGCGCAUCGCCGGUGAGUCGUCUCGUCUCGCUCACUACAACAAGCGCUCCACCAUCACUUCUAGAGAGAUCCAGACCGCCGUGCGUCUACUGCUGCCUGGAGAGUUGGCCAAACACGCCGUGUCCGAGGGCACCAAGGCAGUGACCAAGUACACCAGUUCCAAGUAGAGA
This is a messenger RNA of Ctenopharyngodon idella (grass carp), 394 nucleotides long. Its product is annotated as histone H2B. The record is from RefSeq and is a predicted model, not a curated record. The transcript has a single exon. Lineage: Eukaryota; Metazoa; Chordata; Actinopteri; Cypriniformes; Xenocyprididae. The coding region runs from base 17 to 391 and encodes 124 amino acids. Gene Ontology annotation, cellular component: nucleosome. Gene Ontology annotation, molecular function: structural constituent of chromatin; protein heterodimerization activity; DNA binding.